AUGCAUGUUUAUAUAUCUCUCUUUUCUUUCUUUCUUUCUCCCUCGACUCUCUCUCUCUCUUUCUCUCUCUCCCUCUUUAGAUAUGAGAAUCGAUUUUUAGUUUCAGUCCGAAUUUUUUUGUUUUAUUUCAUCACAUUCCGCCUCCUCCUCCUCCUCCUCCUCCUCCUUCUUCUUCUUCUUCUUCUUCUUCUUCUUCUUCUUCUUCUUCUUCUUCUUCUUAAUCACUUUCCGCCUCAUGCUUUUUUUUCCUUCUGUUUUAUUUUCCGUCCUUUCCCCUAUUUUUUUCCUUGUUUUCUUUUCAAAUACCAUCCGACUGAAACCACUGGCGAAAUACCAAAUGCGCCCAGUUUUUUCGUUUUUCUUACAGUCACAUUUACUUUUUUCACAUCCUUCUGUUUCGUUAACGUCGUUCACAUCCUUCUGUUUAAUUUAUUUUCGUACGCAUCCUUCUUUUUUGUUAUCCUCGUUAAGAUCAUUCUCUUUCUUUAUCUUUGUCUAAAAAAUUCUGAUUUGUUAUCCUCCUUCGCAUCCUUCUGUUUCGUUUAUCUACGUUCAACUCCUUCUGUUUCUUUACCCCCGUUCACUAAAUUCUGUUUUAUUAUCCUUCUGUUUCGCUAUCCUCGCUUUUCAUCAUUUUCUUUCGCUAUCCACACUCACUACUGUUUCAUUUAUCUUCGUUCUCGUCCUUCCAUUUCGUUAUCCUCGUUCAAAUCAUUAUGUUUCGUUAUGUUCGUUCUCAUCCUUGUUUCGUUAUCCUCGUUUAUCCUCAUUCGCAUCCUUCUGUUUCCUUUAUCUUCGUUCACAUUCUUCUGUUCCAUUACACCCGUUCACUUAAUUCUAUUUCAUUAUCCUCGUUCACAUCCGUCUGUUUCAUUUUUCUUCGUUCACAUACUUCUGUUUAGUUAUCCUUCUGUUUCGCUAUCCUCGUUAACAUCAUUUUCUUUCGUUAUCAUCGUUCACACUCUUCUGGUUCAUUUAUCUUCAUUCUCAUCUUUCUGUUUCCUUAUCUUCGUUCUCAUCCUUGUUUCGUUAUCCUCGUUCAAAUCCUUCUGUUUCGUUAUCCUUGUUUAUUAUUUCCUUGUACCUUUUAACUUUCGUUCCUUCCUGUUAUAUCUUUUCAUUUAA
Molecule: messenger RNA, 1125 nt
Organism: Acanthosepion pharaonis
Lineage: Eukaryota; Metazoa; Mollusca; Cephalopoda; Sepiida; Sepiidae
Source: the annotation of a GenBank genome assembly